UUAUUGUCGUUGUUAACGGAGCAGCAUUGAGUGUGAGGCGGCUGAUCCGUCGACAGGGUGUGUCCCCCCCUGCUGUAACUUCAUGUCAAGUUAACUGUAACCCUCUGGAGACGCUGUCUGCUUCCUGAUUCACGGCUUUCUUCACGUCCACUUUGGAAACCAUCUCUCCCUCUUCUACAAUGGCCGCGAUUGGAAACCGAGGAACAGUGACUGAGGCAGCAGGUUUCGACGCAGAAGCCGAUUCCCAGAAGCUCAGAGAAGCCAUGAAGGGAACUGGCACUGAUGAGGCGGUGAUCAUCGACGUCCUCGCUCACCGGACUGUUGCCCAGCGGCAGCGCAUCAAAGAGACCUUCAAACAAGCAGUUGGGAAGGACCUGGCGGAUGAACUGUCCUCCGAGCUGAGUGGGAACUUCCGGGCCGUCGUUCUCGGUCUGCUGAUGCUGGCCCCCGUGUACGAUGCCUACGAGCUGAGAACUGCCAUGAAGGGGGCUGGAACAGAGGAGGCUUGUCUCGUCGAUAUUCUCGCUUCAAGGUCAAAUCCUGAAAUAAAAACCAUCACUGCCGUCUUCAAGAAAGAACAUGGGAAAAGCCUGGAAGAUGCUGUGUGUGGAGACACAUCUGGAAUGUUUCAGAGAGUCUUGGUCUCUCUACUCACAGCAGGACGAGAUGAGGGGGAUAAAGUGGACGAGGCCCAGGCUGCUAUAGACGCCAAGGAAAUCUUUGAGGCUGGUGAGGCUCGAUGGGGCACGGACGAGGUGAAAUUCCUCACUGUGCUUUGUGUGAGGAACCGAAACCAUCUGAUGCGAGUGUUCGAGGACUAUCAGAAGGUUUCUGGAAGAGACAUCGAGGACAGCAUCAAGAGGGAGAUGUCCGGCUGUCUGGAGGACGUCUUCCUGGCCAUCGUGAAAUGCCUAAGGAACAAACCAGCGUUCUUUGCAGAGAAAUUAUACAAAUCAAUGAAGGGGCUGGGCACCACAGACAGUGUCCUCAUCAGAAUUGUGGUCGCCAGGGCUGAGAUUGACAUGUUGGACAUUAAGGCUCAGUUCCUGAAGAUGUAUGGCAAGACUCUGCACUCCUUCAUCAAGGGAGACACUUCCGGCGACUACCGCAAAAUCCUGCUGGAGCUGGUUGGAGGCGAGUAACAGAAACAUCCUCCCGCUCCGUCUUCCCUCUGCAGCAGCUUCAUGAGCUUUUUUUAUUUGAUGACCUAUCCUUUCUUAUUACGCGGCCUUCACAUUUCACCUAUCGACCACAAUGCCUUGCCUUUGCUGAUUGCAAUAGCAAUUAAACCAAAGUUUUGUAACCUUU
Molecule: messenger RNA, 1308 nt
Organism: Limanda limanda (common dab)
Lineage: Eukaryota; Metazoa; Chordata; Actinopteri; Pleuronectiformes; Pleuronectidae
Gene: anxa4
Product: annexin A4
Exons: 13
Coding region: 180-1142 (320 amino acids)
Biological process (GO): negative regulation of coagulation
Cellular component (GO): cytoplasm
Molecular function (GO): calcium ion binding; calcium-dependent phospholipid binding
Source: RefSeq, a predicted model, not a curated record